GGAUCGAACCACCAUCUACAUUUGUAAGAAAAGAGGUUGGUGGUUCGAUCCACUUUUUAGUGAGAAAAGAGUCUCCCGCUCAGCGUAGGUCGCUUCGGAUUGUUCUUAGACCGCAAAAGAUAUAUAAUCUAAAGGUUCUUUAUAUUGCUAAUAAAAAUAUUACUGCAUGGAAAACUUCUGCAGUAUCUCUAUUUGAACGUAUCUCUACGUGCAUGGAACAGCUUUCGUUAAAUGGCUUCCGAAGACAGUCAAAUCAUCCUCCUAGGUGUAAUAUCACGAAGUCCUCUCAUGUUCGUAGAAUAACUCAGGUGGUCAUCCCAGAGAAAAUCAUCCUAGUUGAAGGUGGAGAAAAAGUAGGAAAGGGAGAACGAGUUGAAGCAGUUGAAGGUGUAGCGAGUGUAGAUGGUGUAGCGAGUGUAAAUGGUGUAGCGAGUGUAAAUGGUGUAGCGAGUGAAUGA
Dentiscutata erythropus is the source of this 458-nucleotide messenger RNA. The record is from the annotation of a GenBank genome assembly. NCBI's taxonomy places the organism in Eukaryota, Fungi, Glomeromycota, Glomeromycetes, Diversisporales, Gigasporaceae.